Messenger RNA from Durio zibethinus, 1778 nucleotides. RefSeq lists its product as uncharacterized. Lineage: Eukaryota; Viridiplantae; Streptophyta; Magnoliopsida; Malvales; Malvaceae. Gene Ontology annotation, cellular component: plasma membrane. The record is from RefSeq and is a predicted model, not a curated record. Gene Ontology annotation, molecular function: protein binding.
UGAAGCUUUGCCUGUUAACAAAUCCACAUAUGAUUAUUCAAUGGAUCCAAAAUUCUACCAAUAUGUCAAGUCAGGCAAAGUUUGUUCCCUCAAACAUGUUCUUUAUCAAAAUCCAGGACUACUUUUCAAGGUAACUCCUCAGGAAAACACAGCUCUCCAUAUUGCCGUGAAGUUUGGACACAUGACUAUAGUCACUGAGAUUUAUGGCAGGUGUGGAUCACUCCUGUCAAAGCAGAAUUUAGAUGGAGAUACACCUCUACAUAUUGCUGCAAGGGCAGGUCACUUAUCUAUAAUUGAUUUUCUGGUGAAAGAAAUCUUUUCUUCAAUGUGGAGAGAAACUGAUGAAGAUGAAAUCAUUGGCAAGUUUGAGAUUCUGAGAAUGGGAAACAAGGAAAACAACACAGUUUUGCAUGAAGCUGUCAGGAAUGGUCAUCUUAGAGUGGUUCAACUCUUGCUAAAGAUCGAUCCUAAGUUGGCUUGUUUAGAAAAUUUUGCUGGUGAAUCGGCUUUAUAUCUUGCUUCUAGAGAAGGAAUGCUAGAGAUAGUGAAUGAAAUUCUCACAUCAACAAAUAAGUCGGCAGCUUAUGGGGGUUCAGAAGGCCAAACAGCUUUGCAUGCUGCUGUCAUUGGGAGCCAUUAUGGUACCAUGCAAGCCCUCCUAAGAGCCAAACGACAGUUGAUCAGAGAAGUUGACCAUCAUGGAAGAACCUCUCUCCACCAUGCAGCAUCUCUAGGAGACCAUAAAACAGUGAAACAAUUACUGGAUCUUGAUAAUGCUGUUGUAUAUAUAUUGGACAAACAUGGUCACUCACCACUUUAUGUUGCAGCUAGCAAUGGUCAUGUUAAUGUCAUAAGAGAGAUCAUUCGGCAAUGUCCGGAUUCUGCAGAACUUCUUGAUUUAUGUGGGCGCAAUGCUCUACAUGCUGCCAUCCUUAGUGGGAAAGGUAAUGUUAUCAGGUAUAUGCUGGAAACAGCAGAAACAGAAGGACUCAUAAACCAGCCUGAUAAUGAUGGAAAUACGCCUUUGCUUUUGGCGACUAUUGGAAGGAAAAUUUGGAUUGUUCGGUACUUGAUAUGGGAUAAAAGAGUGGAUCAAAGAACCAAGAACAAAAAUGGCCAAACUGCAUUUGAUCUUGAUCCUUCCAUCAGAGAAUCAUGUCUAACAGUUCCCAGGAAGGCGGUCUCAAUUAUCCGGAGAAAAUUCAGCUCCCUACCUACUGGGAGCAUCAGAGAAGACAUUCCUCCAAGUGCAAACCAUGAAGCAGAGGAUGCCAAAAUGCAGUCUUACAGGCAAAUGGGACAGACCCUCUUAAUGGUAACAACGCUAAUCACUACUGUUACAUUUGCAGCAGCAUUUACAAUGCCUGGAGGCUACCAACAGAAUGGUGCCAAACAAGGCAUGGCGCUUUUGGAUACAAGCAAAAACCUUAAAUUGUUUGUUAUUUACGAUGUCAUUGCAAUGACCUGCUCCACAACAGCAGCUUGUCUCCUAUUUUGGGGAGUUAUAAGUGGCAAAAAAUCCUACCCAUAUUGCCUAGCAAGCGCUACAUUGCUGACAUACAUAGCGCUACAAGCGACUGCAGGAGCGUUCUUGGCAGGCAUUAAUACUGUUUUGCCUCAACAGCCUUAUAUUGUUAUUAUGAGUAUUGUGCUAGACAUUGGUUUCCACAUAAGCACAUGCCUGCUUCUUUUCCAUUUGUUUAAGGUUUUUCAUGUCUCCGAAGUUUCUCAGUUCUUCAUUUCCCAUCUUUAUAAGCUCAAGUUCAAAAAAAGAUGAU